CGCUUCGGUUCACUAGAGUUUGGUAACAUUAACCAGACUCGGGCCUUGCUCGGGAUCUCGUCGCCAACGAUCUCGAUUGGAGCUCUUGAUCGCCGGCAAUGGCGAGGCCGAGCUCCGGCCUCGCACGCCCUGAGAGGUUCUACGCUGCUGCGGCUUACGCUGGUUUCGGUGGCUUGCUGAGCUCUUCCUCCUCUUCCUCCGUAGCUCUAGUCUCCCGGUUUCAGGACGAUGUUGCACUUCUCCUCUAUGGGCUUUAUCAGCAGGCGAUGGUAGGGCCUUGUAAUGUUCCGAAGCCGAGAGUGUGGAAUCCCGUGGAGCACAGCAAAUGGACCAGUUGGAAUGAACUCGGAAACAUGGCUUCAACAGAAGCAAUGCGUCUUUUUGUGAAAAUUUUGGAGGAGGAAGAUCCUUCUUGGUAUUCCCGGGUACCUGACUCCAUGAUCGAGCCUGUUGUAGACGCUGAAAUACAUAAACCACAAUCAGGGGCAACCUCUUUUUCAGUGGUACCAAAUGGCAAUUCUUUUUUAGAGCCCAAGACUGUUACCCUUGAAAAUGGAAAUAUGGUCGAGACUCAGGAUAAAAACAUCAUAAUAGAGGGUGGGCUUGGUUCAGUUGAUGUAUAUGAUCAGUGGGUGGCACCUACUAUUUCUGGAAGUCGACCCAGGCCGCGAUAUGAGCAUGGAGCAGCUCUCCUGGAUGACAAAAUGUACAUUUUUGGUGGAAACCACAAUGGUCGUUACCUUAGAGAUAUUCAGGUGUUGGAUUUGAAAAGUUUGGCAUGGUCAAAAGUAGAAGCUAAUGCAGUGGCAGAAUCCCCAGAAGCUGCUGCUCUGUUCGUUCCAUGUGCUGGUCAUUCCUUGAUUUCUUGGGAAAAUAAAAUAUUAUCUAUUGCUGGGUAUACAAAAGAUCCUUUUGAGAUGGUGACAGUGAGGGCAUUUGAUCCCCAAACUUGUAUGUGGUCAAAUUUGAAGACAUACGGGAAACCACCGAUAUCACGUGGUGGUCAGUCAGUGACUCUUGUUGGGAAGACUUUAGUCAUGUUUGGUGGUCGAGAUGCAAAGAGAAAUCUCUUAAAUGAUCUGCACAUUCUUGAUUUGGAAACCAUGACUUGGGAUGAAUUUGAUGCUAUAGGCAUGCCUCCUUCCCCGAGGUCAGACCAUGUCGCUGCUUGCUAUGCUGAUCAAUACCUUUUGAUUUUUGGUGGUGGAUCUCAUACUACAUGCUUCAAUGAUCUGCAUGUACUUGACUUAAAACAUAUGGAAUGGUCGAAACCAAAGCAACAAGGUAUGAUUCCAGCUCCCCGAGCUGGCCAUGCUGGGAUCGCAGUUGGGGAAAAUUGGUUCAUUGUUGGUGGUGGUGACAACAAGAAUGGGGUAUCUGAAACUCUUGUUCUUAAUAUGCCCACCUUGUCAUGGUCUGUUGUUUCAACUAUUCAAGACCAUGUGCCGGUUGCUAGCGAGGGGCUGAGUUUGGUUUUAAGCUCGUAUAAUGGUGAAGAUGUUCUUGUGUCAUGUGGAGGAUAUAAUGGGCGCUAUAGCAAUGAGGUUUAUGUUCUCAAACCAAGCCAUAAAUCGAAUUUGCAAUCGAAGAUGAUGGAAGGAUCUGCAUCAGAUAAUAUCAUUGCUUUUCUUUCAACAACAAAUGCUAGUGGGUGUGUUGAACCUGAGUCUGAAGCUGCUCCUGAGGGGAAGAUAAGAGAAAUUAUGAUGAAUGGUGUUGAUUUAGAAUCUUUGAAUAUGAGAAGUGAGGAUGCAAGUUCACAACUUGUAGCUGCACUUAAGACCGAGAAGGAAGAAUUAGAAGCAUCAGUGGCUAGGCAGCAAACGCAAAAUGUCCAACUUCGGCAAGAAGUUUCUGAAGCUGAGAUGGGAAACAUUGAACUUACAAAGGAGCUUCAAUCGGUCCGUGGCCAGCUUGCAGCUGAACAGUCCAGAUGUUUCAAACUUGAGGUUGAUGUUGCGGAGUUACGGCAGAAACUUCAAACAAUGGAAAGUUUGCAAAAGGAAGUUGAGUUUCUUCAGCGGCAAAAGGCCACUUCUGAACAGGCAGCAUUGAGCGCAGGGCCGAGGCAGAGUUCCGGUGGAAGACUUUGGGGCUGGCUUGCUGGGGCUCCAGAAGAAAAAUCGGGUUCUCAAUGAUUCUCUCCAUGCUCUUUUGCACAAUCUAUAGUUUAUAUUUAAGGUUGUAAUUAAUGUUUCCAAAUCAAGUAUAAUUUUUUCCCAGCUACACCCCAUUCAGAGUUAUUAAGUGGGAAUUAAUUGAUUUGUUGAGGUAUUGUAAUGUUUCUGUUUCCUAUAAUUUUUUCUGGAAGAAUUAUACCAAAUGCUUGUAUGUUUUGUAAGACAUUUUUCUUGUAUCUUUGAUAAAGACUUUUGA
Molecule: messenger RNA, 2376 nt
Organism: Dioscorea cayenensis subsp. rotundata (Guinea yam)
Lineage: Eukaryota; Viridiplantae; Streptophyta; Magnoliopsida; Dioscoreales; Dioscoreaceae
Product: acyl-CoA-binding domain-containing protein 6-like
Exons: 18
Coding region: 99-2138 (679 amino acids)
Biological process (GO): lipid transport
Cellular component (GO): cytosol
Molecular function (GO): protein binding; fatty-acyl-CoA binding
Source: RefSeq, a predicted model, not a curated record